Molecule: messenger RNA, 5422 nt
Organism: Trichechus manatus latirostris (Florida manatee)
Lineage: Eukaryota; Metazoa; Chordata; Mammalia; Sirenia; Trichechidae
Gene: ABCA3
Product: ATP binding cassette subfamily A member 3
Exons: 30
Coding region: 1-5118 (1705 amino acids)
Biological process (GO): transmembrane transport; lipid transport
Cellular component (GO): intracellular membrane-bounded organelle; membrane
Molecular function (GO): ATP hydrolysis activity; lipid carrier activity; ATP binding
Source: RefSeq, a predicted model, not a curated record
AUGGCUGUGCUCCGGCAGCUGGCGCUGCUUCUCUGGAAGAACUACACCCUGCAGAAACGGAAGGUCAUCGUCACGGUCUUGGAAAUCUUUCUGCCGUUGCUUUUCUCUGGGAUCCUGAUUUGGCUUCGCUUGAAAAUCCAGUCAGAAAACGUCCCCAAUGCCACCAUAUACCCCGGCCAGUCCAUCCGUGAGCUACCGCUGUUCUUCAACUUCCCUCCUCCAAGAGACACCUGGGAGCUGGCAUACAUCCCCUCCAGGAGCGACGCCGCGAGGACCGUCACUGAGACGGUGAAGAAGGCUUUAGUGAUCAACAUGAGAGUCCGAGGCUUCCCCUCAGAGAAGGACUUUGAGGACUACAUCAGGUAUGACAACCGCUCCUCCAACGUGCUGGCCGCCGUGGUUUUCGAGCACACCUUCAACCACAGCAAGGACCCUCUGCCGCUGGCGGUGAAGUACCACCUGCGCUUCAGCCACACGCGGAGAAACUACAUGUGGACGAAGACGGGCUCCUUCUUCCUAAAGGAGACGGACGGGUGGCACACCACCUCCCUCUUCCCGCUUUUUCCAAACCCAGGCCCGAGGGAGCCCUCGUCCCCUGAUGGCGGAGAGCCUGGGUACAUCCGAGAAGGCUUCCUGGCCGUGCAGCACGCCGUGGACAAAGCCAUCAUGCAGUACCAUGCAAACACGUCUGCACACCAGCUGUUCGAGAAGGUCACCGUGAUUGCAAAGCGGUUCCCGUACCCGCCCUUCAUCUCGGACCCCUUCCUCCUCGCCAUCCAGUACCAGCUCCCCCUGCUGCUCAUGCUGAGCUUCACCUACACCUCGCUGACCAUCAUCCGGGCUGUGGUGCGGGAGAAGGAGAAGAAACUCAAGGAGUACAUGCGCGUGAUGGGGCUGAGCAGCUGGCUGCACUGGAGCGCCUGGUUCCUCCUCUUCUUCCUCUCCCUCCUCAUCGCUGUCUCCUGCAUGACCCUGCUCUUCUGCAUCAAGGUGAAGAAGAACGUGGCGGUGCUCAGCAACAGCGACCCGUCCCUGGUGCUGGUCUUCCUGCUGUGCUUUUCCACCUCCUCCAUCUCCUUCAGCUUCAUGGUUAGCACCUUCUUUAGCAGAGCCAACAUGGCGGCGGCCAUCGGUGGCUUUCUCUACUUCUUCACCUACAUCCCGUACUUCUUCGUGGCGCCCCGGUACAACUGGAUGACCCUCAGCCAGAAGCUCUUCUCCUGCCUCCUCUCCAAUGUUGCCAUGGCCAUGGGGGCCCAGCUCAUAGGAAAAUUUGAAGCAAAAGGCACCGGCCUGCAGUGGCGCGACCUCCUGUGCCCAGUCAACGUGGACGACGACUUCGCCUUCGGGCAGGUGCUGGGCAUGUUGCUGCUCGACGCCGUCCUCUAUGGCCUGGUGGCCUGGUACGUGGAGGCCGUCUGCCCCGGCCAGUUCGGGGUGCCCCAGCCCUGGUACUUUUUCCUCACGCCCUCCUACUGGUGCGGGAGCUGGAGGUCCGUCCUGGGGGAGGAGGAUGGAGACGAUGACCCAGAGAAGGCGUUCAGGACCGAGUUCUUUGAGGCCGAGCCCAAGGGCCUGGUGGCCGGGAUCAAGAUCAAGCAUCUUUCCAAGGUGUUCAGGGUCGGGAAUAAGGGCAAGGCGGCUGUCAGGGACCUGAACCUGAACCUGUACGAGGGGCAGAUCACGGUCCUGCUGGGCCACAAUGGCGCUGGGAAGACUACCACCCUGUCCAUGCUCACAGGUCUCUUCCCCCCCACCAGCGGGCGGGCAUACAUCAGCGGGUAUGAGAUCUCCCAGGACAUGGCUCAGAUCCGGAAGAGCCUGGGUCUGUGCCCCCAGCACGACGUCUUGUUCGACGACCUGACGGUGGCCGAGCACCUGUACUUCUAUGCCCAGCUGAAAGGACUGUCGCUCUGGAAGUGCCGGGAGGAAGUCCGGCAGAUGCUGCGCACCCUCCACCUGGAGGACAAGCGGGACUCCCUGAGCAAGUUCCUGAGCGGGGGCAUGAGGCGCAAGCUGUCCAUCGGCAUUGCCCUCAUCGCAGGCUCCAAGGUGCUGCUGCUGGAUGAGCCCACCUCGGGCAUGGACGCCAUCUCCCGGAGAGCCAUCUGGGACCUGCUCCAGCAGCAGAAGAGUGAGCGCACCAUCCUGCUCACCACCCACUUCAUGGAUGAGGCCGACCUGCUGGGGGACCGCAUCGCCAUCAUGGCCAAGGGGGAGCUGCAGUGCUGUGGGUCAUCGCUCUUCCUCAAGCAGAAAUAUGGCGCAGGGUACCACAUGACCCUCGUGAAGGAGCCCCAUUGCGACCCAGAGGCUGUCUCCCGGCUGGUCCACCACCACGUCCCCAAUGCCACCCUAGAAGGCAGCGCCGGGGCUGAGCUCUCCUUCAUCCUCCCCAAAGAGAGCACCCACAGGUUUGAAACCCUCUUUGCCAAACUGGAGAAGAAGCAGAAAGAGCUGGGCAUUGCGAGCUUCGGGGCCUCCGUCACCACCAUGGAGGAGGUCUUCCUGCGGGUCGGCAAGCUGGUGGACACAAGCAUGGACAUCCAGGCCAUCCAGCUCCCAGCCCUGCAAUACCAGCAUGAGCGGCGGGCCAGUGACUGGGCGGUGGACAGCCACCUCUGCGGUGUGAUGGACCCCAGCGAUGGCGUUGGCACCCUCAUCGAGGAGGACUGCAGCGCCAUCCAGCUCAACACGGGGCUCACCCUGCACUGCCAGCAGUUCUGGGCCAUGUUUGUGAAGAAGGCUGUGUACAGCUGGCGGGAGUGGAAGGUAGUGGCGGCACAGGUCCUGGUCCCUCUGAUGUGUCUCACCUUCGCCCUCCUGGCCAUCAACUACUCGUCAGAGAUCCUGGAUGACCCCAGCCUGAAGCUGACCCUGGGAGAAUACGGCACAACCGUUGUGCCCUUCUCAGCUCCGGGGACGUCGCAGCUGGACCAGCAGCUGUCGGAACAUCUGAGAGACAUGCUGCAGGCUGAGGGCCAGGAGCCCCGCGAGGUGCUGGGUGACCUGGAGGAGUUCCUCAUCUUCAGGGCCUCAGUGGAGGGCGGAGGCUUUAACGAGCGCUGCCUGGUGGCAACGUCCUUCAGAGACGUCGGCGAGCGGAUGGUCGUCACUGCUCUGUUCAACAAUCAGGCCUACCACUCACCGGCCACCGCCCUGGCUGUCGUGGACAACAUGCUGUUCAAGCUGCUCUGUGGCCCCCGGGCCUCCAUCACCAUUUCCAACCACCCUCAGCCCCGGAGCGCCCUGCAGGCCGCCAAGGACCAGUUCCACGAGGGCCGGAAGGGCUUUGACAUCGCCCUCAACCUGCUCUUCGCCAUGGCGUUCCUGGCCAGCACCUUCUCCAUCCUGGCGGUCAGUGAGAGGGCCACCCAAGCCAAGCACGUCCAGUUUGUCAGCGGCGUCCACGUGGCCACCUUCUGGCUCUCCGCCCUGCUGUGGGAUCUCAUCUCCUUCCUGGUCCCCAGCCUGCUGCUGCUGGUGGUGUUCAAGGCCUUUGAUGUGCACGCAUUCACGCGGGAUGGCCACGAGGCCGACGCCCUGGCGCUGCUCCUGGUCUACGGCUGGGCCAUCAUCCCCCUCAUGUACCUGAUGAGCUUCCUCUUCUCGGGCGCAGCCACCGCCUACACGCGGCUGACCAUCUUCAACGUCCUCUCAGGCAUCGUCACCCUCCUCGUGGUCACCAUCAUGCGCAUCCCAGCGGUCAAGCUGGAAGAACUCUCCAGGAGCCUGGACCGGGUGUUCCUGGCGCUGCCCAACCACUGCCUAGGCAUGGCCCUCAGCAGCUUCUACGAGAACUACGAGACCCUGCGGUACUGCACCUCGUCCGAGGUCGCCGCCCACUACUGCCGGAAGUACCACGUCGACUACCAGGAGAACUUCUACGCGUGGGGGGCCCCGGGCGUCGGCCGGUUCGUCACCUCCAUGGCUGUCUCAGGCUUCGUCUACCUCACCCUGCUCUUCCUCCUGGAAACCGACCUGCUGUGGAGGCUGAAGAACCUCCUCUGUGCCUUCCGGGGCCGGCGCACACUGACGGAGGCAUACGGCCAGGCGCCAGCGCUGCCGGAAGACCAGGAUGUGGCAGACGAGAGGAGCCGAGUGCUGGCCCCCACGCUGGACCCGCCACCGCAGGACCCGCCGCUGGUCAUCCGGGAGCUCUCCAAGGUGUACGAGCCACGGGCGCCCCUCCUUGCUGUGGACAAGCUCUCCCUCGCGGUCCAGAAGGGCGAGUGCUUUGGCCUGCUGGGCUUCAACGGGGCCGGGAAAACCACCACCUUCAAGAUGCUGACCGGGGAGGAGACCAUCACCUCAGGGGACGCCUUCGUUGAGGGCCACAGCAUCCGCUCUGACCUGGGGAAGGUGCGGCAGCGCAUCGGUUACUGCCCUCAGUUUGACGCCCUGCUGGACCACAUGACAGCACGGGAGACGCUGGUCAUGUACGCCAGGCUCCGAGGUGUCCCGGAGCGCCACAUCGGGGCCUGCGUGGAGAACACACUGCGGGGCCUGCUCCUGGAGCCACAUGCCAACAAGCUGGUCAGGACCUACAGUGGUGGUAACAAGCGGAAGCUGAGCACCGGCAUCGCCCUGAUCGGAGACCCCGCGGUCAUCUUCCUGGACGAGCCAUCCACUGGCAUGGACCCCGUGGCCCGGCGCCUGCUCUGGGACACGGUGGCACGGGCCCGUGAGUCCGGCAAGGCCAUCGUCUUCACCUCCCACAGCAUGGAGGAGUGUGAGGCCCUGUGCACCCGGCUGGCCAUCAUGGUGCAGGGCCAGUUCAAGUGCCUGGGCAGCCCGCAGCACCUCAAGAGCAAGUUUGGCAGCGGCUACUCCCUGCGGGCCAAGGUCCGGGCCGACGGGCAGAAGGCAGCACUGGAGGAGUUCAAGGCCUUCGUGCACCUGACCUUCCCAGGCAGCGUCCUGGAGGAUGAGCACCAGGGGAUGGUCCACUACCACCUGCCCAGCCACGGCCUCAGCUGGGCAAAGGUGUUUGGUGUUCUGGAGAAGGCCAAGGAGAAGUACAGGGUGGACGACUACUCCGUGAGCCAGAUCUCGCUGGAGCAGGUCUUCCUGAGCUUUGCCCACCUGCAGCCGCCCGCCGGGGACGAGGCCCGGUGAGGCGGGCAUCCGGUCCCCGAGCUUGCCGCAUCCUGCACCUUCACUUCUUCCACCUUUCUACGACAGAGACGGAGCAACCGAGGCGGCGCAGGCGCUGUGGACUGAGUUUCUCACGCCGCAUGCUGGGGAACAGCGUGUCGAUAAUGACCUCUGAACCAGGUCCCCCAAGCAGGGGCGGCCUUGCGCCAGCGCGUGGGCUCCAGCAGAGAGGCGCUGCCCACCAGGGGGGUUUGGAAUUUUCUACCUAGUGGAGUCUCCAUGUUUCCACGCAGCACUGCGCUCUCCCUGAGGGGAUGAGCAGCCA